Molecule: messenger RNA, 489 nt
Organism: Entrophospora sp. SA101
Lineage: Eukaryota; Fungi; Glomeromycota; Glomeromycetes; Entrophosporales; Entrophosporaceae
Source: the annotation of a GenBank genome assembly
AUGACACAGGAUCUAUCAGGUGUAACUUCUGCAGAAGAGCUAGCCGAAAAAUACCAAAAAUUAUUUUCGGAAUAUUCACGGAUCAAAGCUCAACAAUCAAUACUUAAGAAGGCUGUUAUUAAGGAACAAGCAGAUAAUGCGUCAUUAAAGGAAGAACGUAGAUCUAAAGAACAAGAAUUGCGAUCAUCUUUAGAACAAUUAGAUCUUUUGACACUUCAUAAUCAACGUUUAACAAGACGUAUUGAAAGUUUGCAAGAUUCAAGCGGUUCGAGGAUAUCGUCUGGUUGGUUUUUGGGUUCCGCAAAAAAAGAGCUUGAACAAUUAAAAUCUAAUUUGGAAGCUGCUACAGUAGAGCUUCAAAGAAAGAUUGAAGAAAAUGAAUUUAUGAGAUCACAACAUGCAUCUGAAGAAGCUAUAAAUGUUUUGGGAAGAGAAAAACAUGAACUUCAUAAUGAAGUUGAUAAAAUAAGAGCUGAAUUAAACAUGUAA